AAAACCUUUCAGCAUACUAGAAAGUAUGCGUUGACUUCAAAAGUCUUUCUGUUAAGCCACAAUCCUUUUUUGUUAUUAUAAAGAAUCCUAAUUUGUUGUUCUUGCCACAAAAUAUUCUAUGGCUAUAGAGGUCCUGUUGUUUUUCAGCUUUUUAACAAUUUCCCUGCAUUGUGUAGCUGCACAACAGACUAAUAACGGUUCUGUAUCUGUUGGUGCAUCACUCACAGCUGCACCCGACGCUAAACCAUGGCUUUCACCUUCUGGCGAAUUUGCCUUGGGAUUCCAACAACCUCAAGAAAACGAUAGCUUUUUGUUAUCGAUAUGGUAUGACAAAAUACCAGACAAGACUAUCAUUUGGUAUCCAAAAGAUGGUCCUAUGGUGCCCAGAGGAUCGAAAGCUGAGCUAACUGACAGUCGUGGGCUCGUACUCAGUGAUCCUCAAGGGACACAGGUUUGGAGUUCUGGGCCCAUUUUGGAUCUUGCAUACGGUUUGAUGAAUGAUACUGGCAACUUUCAGCUUGUUAGUAGUGAUUCUAGCACGAUAUGGGAGAGUUUUAAUCAGCCGGCAGAUACAAUGUUGCCAACUCAAGUUAUGGGGAUAGGUGGGGAGAUCAAUUCGAAAAUGAGCCAAACAAACUUCUCUGGUGGAAGAUAUCAGCUACGUCUGAUUCCAGAUGGGAAUCUUGUGCUUAAUACUAUUGACAUGUUUUCUGGUUCUGCUACUGAUGCAUACUAUGUAAGUGGUACAAAUGAUGCAUCAAACUCAACGAAUUCUGGUGAACGAUUAAUCUUUAAUGCGACAGGAUACUUGUACAUAUUGAGAAGAAAUGGCCAAAGAUUUGAUCUUACACCAACAGACGCGGUUCCUUCUGGAAAUUAUUAUCAUAGAGCUACUUUAGAUUCUGAUGGGCUGUUUACUCAGUACUAUUACCCCAAGAAUUCAACGGAUAAUACAAGCUGGAAAUAUACAUGGUUUUUGCCAAAAGAUAAAAUAUGUGAGAGUGGUUGUGGCCUAAACAGUCUUUGCAGCCUUGAUGGUAACCGGCCAAUAUGUGAAUGUCCACAAGGGUUUUCAUUGCGUGAUCCUAGUUAUCCCAAUGGCGACUGUGAGCCUGAUUUUUCUCCAAGCUGUGAUGCAGGUUAUGGGGAAGAGCAGUUUGAUUUAUUUGAGCUCGGUAAUAUUGAUUGGCCAGGAUCCGAUUAUUCGAGCAUGAACCCGAGUAAUGAAGAAAGCUGCAAAAGUUCAUGCUUGAAAGAUUGUUUUUGUGCUGUUGCAAUUUAUAAGGACAGCCAAUGUUGGAAGAAGCGGCUUCCACUUUCCAAUGGAAGGAAGGAUCCUUCAAGAGUUGUGAAGGCCUUCUUGAAGUUUAGAAAAGGUACUGGUCAACCUCCUGGAAUCUCUCCUGUGUUUCCAAGAGAAAGUAAAAGUCGGAGAAGUUUAAUUAUUAUCGGAAAAGCUUUGUUAAGCACAUCUGUGUUUGUAAACGCAGUGUUGAUUGCUGUGAUUUGUUUUGGUUUUUUUCAAAUCUGCAAGUUGAAAUCCAGAACUACAUAUCCAGGUAGUAGUAAAGCUGUUGAAACCACUCUGCCACGUUUUACGUACCAAGAGCUUGUCAUUGCUACUGAUGGCUUCAAAGAUGUACUGGGAAAGGGGGCCUUUGGGGUAGUCUAUAAGGGGGUAAUAGAGACAAAGCCCGUGGCAGUGAAGAAGUUGGAUACUGUGGAACAACAUGCUCAAAAGGAAUUCAAAAUUGAGGUCAACUCUAUUGCAAGGACUCAUCACAAAAAUUUGGUGCAGAUCCUUGGCUAUUGUGAUGAUGGCGAUCAACGAUUGUUGAUUUAUGAGUACAUGAGUAAUGGCACUUUGGCAUUCUAUCUUUUUGGAGACGUGCGACCUUGUUGGAAACAGAGGAGUAGCAUUGUUGUAGGCAUCGCCAGAGGACUCUCGUACCUCCAUGAAGAGUGUAGCGCCCAGAUCAUCCACUGUGACAUAAAGCCUCAGAAUAUACUUCUUGAUGACUGCUACAAUCCAAAGAUUGCCGACUUUGGAUUGGCAAAACUUUUGAAGAUCAAUGAAAGUCGAACCCAUACUGGAAUAAGAGGAACAAAAGGAUAUCUUGCUCCUGAAUGGUUUAGGAACACCCCGGUCACAGUAAAUGUUGAUGUAUAUAGCUUUGGAGUCUUGCUACUAGAGAUCAUUUCAUGCCGAAAAAGUGUUGUUUUUGAGAAUGAUAACGAAGAUAUGGAAGUUUUAACCGAUUUGGCAUGGGACUGCUAUCAUGAAGGCAGACUUGAUGAAUUUGUUAAGAACGAUUUGGAGGCUUUAAAUGACUACAAGAAGCUGGUAACAUUUUUGAUGGUUGGUCUUUGGUGUGUCCAAGAAGACCCAUCUUCGAGACCAGCCAUGAGGAAGGUCAUUCAGAUGCUUGAAGGAGAAGUCGGAGUGAACGAACCUCCAUGCCCAAGCCCGUUUUCUGUUACAUACUGAUAUCCUGCAUUAUUACUUUUUUUUUCUAGGUAAAAUGUACUAUUACUAUUUCUAAAGUAAGUUUCAGUCCUAGUUGAAUUGUAAUCCAUCUAUAAAUAAAGGUUGUAGUUUAGUGUUUACCAUUUGAGUUAUGUAAUUUUAUUAUCAAGUGUAUUGAGUUAUGUAAUUUUAGUACUGUUUGCUAUUGUAAUUUA
Messenger RNA from Erigeron canadensis, 2682 nucleotides. RefSeq names its product G-type lectin S-receptor-like serine/threonine-protein kinase LECRK3. Gene Ontology annotation, molecular function: protein serine/threonine kinase activity; ATP binding. The coding region runs from base 119 to 2488 and encodes 789 amino acids. The transcript has a single exon. Gene Ontology annotation, biological process: recognition of pollen; protein phosphorylation. Lineage: Eukaryota; Viridiplantae; Streptophyta; Magnoliopsida; Asterales; Asteraceae. The record is from RefSeq and is a predicted model, not a curated record.